CACCGCCCACGGCCCCUCCUCCGCCCCCGGAGGUGGGGCCCCGCGCUUGACACCUGGCUACGGGGCGCCCUGCUGCUUGCCUCAGUUUACCCCCCAGCACCGGCUGCCGCGGGGAGAGCCCUUGCUCCCCGGCUGGGAGUGCACCCCAAGAGGCGAAGUCGAGAGGCGCCGAGGAAGCGGCCUCCGGCCCUGGGAGGAGAGAUCGGCCCCCGCCGCCGCCUCCGCCAAGCCCCCGCCACUCGCCGUUGACAUGGUAACCGACGGCCGCCAGGGGGCGCGACGAUACUGGCGGCGCACCUCUCUUAGGAGGCUGCUAUUUUUGGGCCCAACUCACAGAAGACGAAACAGGCUCAGACUGGCCUAGUGACCCGCUGAAGAUCACACAGCCAGGGGGCUUCCAAGGUGAGAGUUAAAGCCAGGUCCCUUGGCUCUCAAAGCCCAGGGUCAUUGGUUCACCAUCAUGCUACUCCGCCCCAAUGCUGGGCAAGCAGGCCCACCAAGGAAAAGCAUCUGUUGAGCAGUGUGGCUCCCCUAGGGCCAGGGCCCAGGAGGGCGGGAAGGCCCGUUGCCCUCGCAGGAAGCUUGAGAUGUCUUUGGCUUUGGUUUUUAAGACAGGGUCA
Molecule: messenger RNA, 620 nt
Organism: Chinchilla lanigera (long-tailed chinchilla)
Lineage: Eukaryota; Metazoa; Chordata; Mammalia; Rodentia; Chinchillidae
Product: basic proline-rich protein-like
Source: RefSeq, a predicted model, not a curated record